AUGUUUACUGAAGUCUGGCAUCCUCGAAAAUACUGUGAUCCAAAGUUAAUAGCAGGCCACGUUAUUUUUCGACAUGGUGAUCGUACACCAAUUACUAACUAUCCAAAAGAUGUUGUGAAUGAGUCAUUUUGGCCAAAUGGCUAUGGUCAACUAACAUCUACGGGAAUAAAACAACAACGAAAUUUAGGACGCUAUAUUCGUCAACGUUAUAAUAGUAUUCUCAAUUCAACUUAUGAAGCAAAACAAAUUACUGUGAGAAGUACCGAUUAUGAUCGAACACUAAUGUCAGCCUAUUCAAAUCUUCUUGGUCUUUAUCCUCAAUUGGAUAAUAGUACAGACAUUUCAGUUCAACCUAUUCCCGUUCAUACAGUUCCACAGAAUGAAGAUUAUUUACUUGGUAUAAAUAUUUGUCCAAGAGAGGAUCAAAUUAUCAACGAGAUUAAAAAUAGUGAUGAAGUCAAAAACUUGAAUAUAAAAUUUGCAGGAUUUUUUAAAGAUUUGGAAGGUUAUACUGGUUUUAAGGAAAUUGAUUUAUUCAAUGCAUGGGACGUUGCUGACACAAUCUUUGUGGAGACUUUAUAUAAUGUGACGGUACCAUGGGCUACAAAGGCAGUUCAAGCUAAUUUAUCAGAAAUUAAUGAUUAUUCAUUUCAGUUAUCAUUUUCACGUCCAGAUAGUAAACGAAUUCGCGGAGGUCCUAUAAUUAAAGAUAUUUUGGAUAAUAUACAUAAUUUGAGUGCAAGUACAUUUCGAAAUGUCAAACUCUAUUCUGCUCAUGAUACAACUGUCAGUGCAGUGUUGUCAUUUCUUGGAAUUAAUUAUCCACAUCAGCCACCUUAUGCUAGUGCUGUAUUUAUUGAUUUUUAUCAAAAAGAUGAUCAAUCGUAUGCAAUCAAAGUAGAAUAUUUAAAUGAGACUGGAAAACUCCCUUAUCCAAAGCAACUUGAUAAUUGUCCUGAUUAUUAUUGUCCAUUCGAAACGUUCAAAUCUAUUUAUCAACCCAAACUUCCUGGUACAGUCGAUGUUGAAUGUGCAGCAAAAGUGCCUGCACCAAGUACUGGAUUUGGACCAAACGGAAAGAGUCUCCUGGCCAGAUCAGGAGAUUUGGGCACUCUAGUUUCAAGGCAAAUACCACCCGCUGAAACAAAACGAAAUGGACGAAUGAAUGAAAUAUAG
Molecule: messenger RNA, 1176 nt
Organism: Didymodactylos carnosus
Lineage: Eukaryota; Metazoa; Rotifera; Eurotatoria; Philodinida; Philodinidae
Source: the annotation of a GenBank genome assembly